Molecule: messenger RNA, 180 nt
Organism: Aspergillus niger
Lineage: Eukaryota; Fungi; Ascomycota; Eurotiomycetes; Eurotiales; Aspergillaceae
Exons: 2
Coding region: 1-180 (59 amino acids)
Source: RefSeq, a predicted model, not a curated record
AUGUAUGAACAGAUGCAUCGUUAUUCAUUUCCAGGCAGAUCCACAAUUCCAGUAUGGUACACCAGUUCUAAUGCUAUAGGAGGGGGGGGAAACAAAAAGAAAGCUGAAGAGAGAGAUUCGCGCGGGAGGGUGGCGCAAAGGGCAAAGAUGCAUGGUGAAGAUGCAGGUCAGAACUCGUAA